AAAUUAUAGGGAAUGACUAGGCAUCUACUUUGCCCUUCACAAAAUUCCAACCCGUCAAAAUCCACGCCACUGAAAAAGGUUGAACGGUUAGAUUUAGAUUUCCCACCGCUCUGUAUUUACAUUUUAAUAGGUGUAUACUUUGAAGGGUUUUGCCAUCUAGUGAGUAAAGGUGGCGAAUACUUCUUCGAAUUGUUGAAACGGUUUUCAUCCAUUCACCACAUUGAUCAUGGCAAACUUCACGGGACCCCGUUUAUACAGCUGCUGCCAAUGUCGGAACCACGUUUCCUACCACGACGAUGUCAUUUCUAAGGCCUUUCAGGGAAGAAAUGGCAGGGCAUUUCUUUUUUCCCAUGUCAUGAAUGUAAUUGAAGGGGACAAGCAAGACAGGCACCUAAUAACUGGCCUACAUACAGUUGCAGAUGUGUCUUGCUCCGAGUGCAACGAAGUUUUGGGCUGGAAGUAUGAGAGAGCUUAUGAAGAAACUCAAAAAUACAAGGAAGGGAAGUACAUCUUGGAAAAAUCAAAAAUAAUGAAAGAAAAUUGGUAAGGCUGAUAAGUAGAGGGUUGCUGCAAUUUUUUGUAUAUAAAUCAAGGAAAGGGAUUUAGCAUUAGCCAAAUCCCAUUGCAAAAUCCUACAAUAAGGAUGAAGUGGUUAAUUUUUUAAUCCAUUCCAAUGAUUCAUUGUAUCUAAAAAUCCCUACCACCAGGAUCUCUUAUUAAAUGAUCAACUGAUCAACUCAUGACUCUUCUGCUAGUGCUAGCGCAGCUGUAACAACAUAUUGUAGGUUCUAGGUUGCUGAGGCCAACUUUUCGAUUGUUAAGAUUUUAGACUUGCUGCAAGAGGCUUAUACAUCCAACAUGCUUGCAUGUUGAUAAUAUUAACUAAGUUUUCUGGGCUAGCUAUUAGUGAAUUGGCAGUCUGGGGCAUUUAAUCUGAAAUAAGGUGGUCAAACAUGCAUAUCUAAGUGGUGGAAGUUGCAGGACGACUGCUUCAGGGUUUGUUAUCUACUUGUAUGUUUGGUAUAUAGUUGCAUUUGAUCUUCCUUCAUUGUUGAACAAAAUGACUUUUUUUGUUCAAGCAAUCACAUUGUAAUUGAUUCUGUUAAUUUCUAACAUUACAAAGAAAUAAAGUGCGUUACUGUUGCUACUUU
Messenger RNA from Cryptomeria japonica (Japanese cedar), 1151 nucleotides. Its product is annotated as protein yippee-like At4g27745. The transcript is spliced from 2 exons. The record is from RefSeq and is a predicted model, not a curated record. Lineage: Eukaryota; Viridiplantae; Streptophyta; Pinopsida; Cupressales; Cupressaceae. Bases 227 to 547 code for a protein of 106 amino acids.